AUGUCGGACUCUGAAUCUUCGUCCUCAUUGUGGGAGUCCGAGAAUGAGUUCUCGGAUGACUUAGGCGUUCGUCCGUAUAUCUUCGACCCACAGCUAGGAUCACACGAAGAAUCAGGGGAUGCCCAAGAACACGCCGCCGUCGGACGACGUGUGGAAGAAUUCGACUGGUGCUCCUGUGGAAACUGUAUGCCCAUGGAGGAUGAGAUAUCCCCUGUUUGCUGCAAUGAACAAGGCAGAGUGCAAGAUGUUAUGGAGGAUGCAAGUGUGUUGUGCAUCACAUACCACCACCUCUUCCACAAGCACUGCCUUGAUGCAGAUACAAUUGAUUUAGAGAAAAUACAAGAAAGAACUGUAGGCAUGUGA
Molecule: messenger RNA, 363 nt
Organism: Ornithodoros turicata
Lineage: Eukaryota; Metazoa; Arthropoda; Arachnida; Ixodida; Argasidae
Exons: 3
Coding region: 1-363 (120 amino acids)
Source: RefSeq, a predicted model, not a curated record